UCGGUCCAGGGGCUCAGGGCGCGAAGGCCCCGGGGCCGGUCCCCCACCCGCCCCCGACGGCGUCCCGGCCAGUCCGUUCUGACGGCACGGGCGCUGCCUCCGGAGCGCGCGGAGCCACAACGGCAGUAACGGUCGCCCCGCCCGGCCCUGGGCGACUCGCGACGUCCCAGGCCGAAGCCACGCAGAUGCAGAGUGUCCCUUUACAGAGGGACGCUGCCUCCCCGCACCGCCACCCCCGCGUCGCUCCGGGAGGCCCGGCCCCGCCCGUCGCCGGGGUCCUCAGGCGGCGGUGUCCGCGCCCCGCCGGGCCGCAGCCUCCGGGAGCGAGCGCUCUGCCGGCGCGGGGAGGGGCCGCCGUCCGCCGCGGGCGGCCGGGAGGGGGCGGCUGGGAGCGCGGCCGACGCGCGGCAGGCGGAGCGCGGGCAGCCCGCGCCCGAGGACCCCGGCGCGGCGGGAAGCGGGAAGUUUCAAGGCGGCCUGCGGACGCGCGGCCCGGGCAUGAGGCUGCACUGCGAGGUGGAGGUGGUCAGCCGGCGGCUGCCGGCCCUGGGGCUGCGGAGCCGGGGCAGGGCCGUCCGCGCCGUGCUCAGCCUCUGUCAGCGCGAGCCCCGGGGCGGCCCGCCGCGCGCCGGCCUGCUGGUCGCCACCCUGCGGGACAAGCGCGGGACCCGCUACGAGGCUCACCUGCCUCUUUUCACUGGAUCCUUCAGCCAUUCCGAACUUUUUUCAGCUCCUCACAGCUGCCGAGUUCUCUUGCCUUCAAGGCUUUGCACACACUGUUCUCUUAUUGGUAGGCCAUCCCCUCCCUCUUCCACCAGUAUCUUCACUUGCCCAACAUCUCCUAAUCCUUCAGUUCUCACCUUUCAGGUCACCUUCGUACCCCCAGACCAGCUAAAGGAGAACAUUGAGCAAUUCUUCACCAAAUUUGUGGAUGAGGGGAGAGCCACUGUUCGGUUGAAGGAGCCUCCUGUGGAUAUCUAUCUAAGUAAGGCCAAUUCCAGCAGUUUAAAGGGUUUCCUUUCAGCUGUGCGACUGGCUCAUAGAGGCUGCAAGGUUGAGACAUCACUUUCAACCCUCACCCCUGUGAAGACUUCAGAAUUUGAAAAAUUUAAAACAAAAAUGGUUAUCACAUCCAAAAAGGACUAUCCUCUAAGCAAAAACUUCCCAUAUUCUCUGGAACAUCUUCAGACUUCUUAUUGUGGGCUUGUCCGAGUUGAUAUGCGUAUGCUUUGCUUAAAAAACCUGAGGAAAUUAGACUUAAGUCACAACCAUAUAAAAAAGCUUCCAGCUACAGUUGGAGACCUCAUCCACCUUCAAGAACUUAACCUGAAUGACAAUCACUUGGAGUCAUUUAGUGUAGCGUUGUGUCAGUCUACACUCCAGAAGUCACUUCGGAGUUUGGAUCUCAGCAAGAACAAAAUUAAGGCACUCCCUGUGCAGUUUUGCCAGCUCCGAGAACUUACAGAUUUAAAACUUGAUGAUAAUGAAUUGAUUCGAUUUCCUUUUAAGAUAGGACAACUGACAAACUUGCGUUUUUUGUCAGCGGCUCGAAAUAAGCUUCCAUUUUUGCCUAGUGAAUUUAAAAAUUUAUCCCUUGAGUACUUGGAUCUUUUUGGAAAUACUUUCGAACAACCAGAAGUCCUUCCAGUUAUAAUGCUGCAGACGCCGUUAACUUUAUUGGAAUCUUCUGCACGGACCAUAUUAUAUAAUAGGAUUCCAUACAGCUCUCAUAUCAUUCCUUUCCAUCUUUGCCGAGAUUUGGAUACUGCAAAAACCUGUGUUUGUGGAAGAUUCUGUCUAAGCUGUUUUAUUCAAGGAACUUCUACCAUGAAUCUACACUCUGUUGCUCACACUGUGGUCUUAGUAGAUAACAUGGGGGGUACUGAAGCGCCUGUCAUCUCUUACUUCUGUUCUCUAGCCUGUUACGUAAAUUCCUGUGAUAUGUUAAAGUAAUAGGUGAUAACCACAAAAAAGAAAUCCCAUUUAGUUACACAUCAGUUUGGGAUUCAUUUGUGGUUUAACAGUGUUAAACUGGAGAAAGGGAAGCUUUUGUAUACUUGCUUGAGGGGAAGAAUGUGUGUUAUUCUAAAAUUUUCAAUCAUUUGACUAUAAAGUCUUAAUUUCAUUAAAACUUGAUUACUUUCAUCGUGGGGUUAACUUUUUAUCAGUUUAUUGCACUUGUGUUGAUUUCAGCUUAGUGUUUCCAGAAUGGGUUGUGGGUUAUCUUUUAAUGUUAAACAGAUAUUGAUCCCAAUCACUCUGGUCAUAGGAUUUUCUUAUCAACAUUCUUCCUGCAUUUCAGUUAAAGAAAUUGAGUUUCUGUAUGCAGAAAAUAUACCUCAGAGGACUAUGGUCUAAAUUAUAGUGAAAACUUGUUUGGUAUGAAACUACAUAGAAGUUUUUAGCAUACCACUUUUUGUUUUUUUAUGUGUAUUCUAUAUAUGGAAUUUUAUAUUCCACAGGUAUGAAGUAUGAGUUGCUUUGGGACAAAUGGACUUCAGCUUUUAUAAGUUUUGUAAUGUUAAUCAUAUAAUCUUUGUUGUGAUUUCUAAGUUAAUUUUUAGGGUUGGAACAAGGUUUUGGGGUUGGGUGGGAAGAGCAGAAAAUUGCUGCUUUUUACUGACUAUAUUCUGUAUUAUUUGAGGGUGGUUUUCUGUUUAGUCACUUGCUAUGUUUAAGUUUUUUAAUUUAAAAAGUGGUGGUAAUACACCAGCUAAAGGAAGAUGAGGCUUUGAACUAGGUCAGAGGGAAGAGAAAAGAAACUAAGUUGAAAGAAUCAUGGAACUUGGAGUCAGUAGACCUGUGCCAUUCUGUUCUUUCCCACUACCCUUCUCCAAGCCAGCCUCCCUCCUGGAUCAUGGCAGUAGUCUCGGAACUGGUUCAGAAACAAGAAGGGGAAAGAGAAAGUGACUGGAGAAGUGCCUCUCCAGUGUCAGCAUAUCACUGCUGUUUGGGCUUGCAGCGAGGUGGAGUCUAUGAAAGUUUCUUAUGGUUUAACUACUACCUCCUUUUCUUCCUAAAACAUUUCUUAUUGGGGACAUUUUUUUCUUUUCUGAAAAUACAAAUAUUCUUGAGUAAAUACUGUUUAAAUGUUAGAACAUUUUUAUUAAAAUUUUAUGUAUAUGAUCUCCAAAACAUAGUUUCUUCUCAGAGCUGAUUCUUUGAGACUAGGCAUUGUCCAGAGGAGUAAUUCUUUGGGUGACCUUACAUUUGUAUUACUAAUGGUCAGUUAGAUUCUUCCUACAAAAGAUUUACAUACUUUCUAGUUUUUCAUUUAAGAAAAUUUUAUAUAUAGUGCACACAUACCUUAAAUAAAAAGAGCUGCUAUUUUUCUGGUACCUACUUUGUUCCAGGUGUUUUUAUAUAACGUAUUUUAUUUAAUACUCACAAAUCACCCAAGGAAGGAGGUACCAUGAACCCAAAUCAGAGAUUUUAAGCCCAGGCUUUAUGCUGCCUUGUAAAGUUACUUCACUUUUGGUCUUUAAAACCAAGAAUUUUGUAAUUUAGUAAAAUAUCUUAGGAUUCUCUAAACUCAUAAGUUGGUGAGGGAUUGCCCAUAAAUACUACAAACCACAUCAAAAUACGGUUCUUUAAAAAGUGAUGUUUUUUGGCAUACUUUUGUGUAUCUGAUUUUUACACACUCUUGUAGGAAAACAAUUUCAUCAACAAAGGCAAAUAUAAUAGUCUGUGUUGGGAGUAAGUGCUGUUCCUCCUACACCCCAGCCCCUUGCCUUUGCAUUCUCACCACUUACCUAUAAGCUAUCCCCAUGGAACUAUCUUAGCUGACUUCAAAGUCUUAUACGAAAAGCAGGAUUUCCUGUCCUCAUAACCCAUACCUUUUCCCAGUUUAUUUUUCCUUUCAUUCGAUACUCAACUUUUCUUUCUUGCCUUUCAGGUAAUUGCUAGGUUCACUUCUUUAAUUCUGAGUUGCAACCUUCCAUCCCGUUUUCAGUUACCUCCUCAACCCUCUCAACAGUCAAAAAGUUAGAAUAUUUGAAUACCUCCCAGUUAUGUUCUAAAAGGUUCAAGAAACGGUUUAUGCUGUGAUGGACUCAUGGCUUUUUCACUAGCUUUAGAACUUUUUAUAGCUAGAAAUCAAUUCCUGCUUUACAUUCAAGACCACAGUCUAAAACAGUGCCGUCCAAAAAAACUGAUGGAAAUGUUCUAUUACCUGUGUCCUCCAGUAGGGUAGCCGUUAGCCACAUGUGGCUGUUGAGCACUAAAUGUAGCUAGUAUAACUGAGGAACUGCAUUUUUAACUUAAAUAGCUACAUGUGGCUAGUAGUCCCUGCUGGACACUACAAUUUGUAAAAAGUCGGCUCUUUUCCCCCCGACUUGGAUCCUCUGCCCCACCCAGUCUGCUAUACACAGGCCUAGCUUAUCCGCUUCAUGUACUUUUUAAAAAAAUUUGAUUGAGACCUUUCCCAGCAGUUCACUCAUGACUAUGAAUUCACCCACCACAUAUAUUUGAAACUGACCAGAAAAGAGUAAAGUAUGUUUUUUCCCUGCUAUAUGAUUUCUCUCCAAAACCUAGUUGUGAGGUUUGAGAUAGGACUGCUAUCUUUUUUAUGUAUAAAUACAAAGUA
Molecule: messenger RNA, 4585 nt
Organism: Equus quagga
Lineage: Eukaryota; Metazoa; Chordata; Mammalia; Perissodactyla; Equidae
Gene: LRR1
Product: leucine rich repeat protein 1
Exons: 5
Coding region: 499-1953 (484 amino acids)
Molecular function (GO): protein binding
Source: RefSeq, a predicted model, not a curated record